This is a messenger RNA of Orbilia oligospora ATCC 24927, 483 nucleotides long. RefSeq lists its product as uncharacterized. NCBI's taxonomy places the organism in Eukaryota, Fungi, Ascomycota, Orbiliomycetes, Orbiliales, Orbiliaceae. Gene Ontology annotation, cellular component: fungal-type cell wall. The transcript is spliced from 3 exons. Gene Ontology annotation, biological process: fungal-type cell wall organization. Gene Ontology annotation, molecular function: structural constituent of cell wall. The record is from RefSeq and is a predicted model, not a curated record. The coding region runs from base 1 to 483 and encodes 160 amino acids.
AUGAAGUUCUCUGCCGUCCUCGCUACCUUCGCCUCCGUUGCCGUUGCCUUCGGUUCCGAAUACUACCAACCACCAAGCAACGGUACCGACUAUGGUGUCGAGACAACCACCACCGUUGUCACCGCCUACACCACCUACUGCCCAUACCCAACUACUAUUGUUGAGGGUACCAAGACAUACACUGUCACCGAGGCCACCACCUUGACCAUCACCGACUGCCCAUGCACCAGGACCUUGACCUGCUCCACCACCACCUCUACCUCCUGCCCACCAACCUCCACCCCAGUCUACACUAAGCCCCCAGUUGAGACUACCCCAGUCUACACUCCACCAGCUCCAGAGCCAACCCCAACCUAUGUCCCACCACCAAGCUACAACACCACCGUCCCACCACCACCAGUUGCUACUGGUGCCGCCUCUUCCAUGAAGAUGGCCUCCGGUGCCUUGGUUGCCGUCUUCGGUGCCGCUGCCAUGCUCUUGUAA